CACAGAUGAAGCAGAGUGCAGUUACAUGCUGUAGGUGAUUACUCUACCAGAUACAUAAACCAACAUCAAAUUCUGAAAGGGACCGGAUUCAGAAAAAAACUCUCCGUUUCCGUAUCUAUGUUUUUUUGGCGGAAAUGGGACCGGAUUCGAUGCCAUUCAGCGUGCCGCUCCUCGACACCUCUCCGCCUCCGCGCGACGGGCGACAGCGCCAGUCGUGAAUCAGCGCCGGCGAGCCCCCAUCCUGGCCGGCAGACUCCCUAGGCGGCUGGGCCAGCUCUCCGCCUCCGCAUCCCCAGUCUCCGCGCUGACUGCCCCGCCCCAUCUCCAGCCACGCCGGCGCCGCAUCCCCAUUCCCCUCACCGCCGUCUCCGGUCACGCCGGCGCGUCCCCAGCCCCCGCGUCGUCCGCUUACCAGGCAGGGAACCGAGAAUCUUCUUCCCUUCCAUUAUCUUCGUUGCAAGGUCUCUAAUGCCAGCUUUCUCUGAUCUAAUUUGAUAUUUUGAUGUAGCCAUCUAAGUAGUUGAAUUGUAGAAAUAACCAUGAUGUAUUGGUUCUUUAAUUAUACGUAUUUAAUUUAUGGCUCUACACUAUUUAGUAUUUGUAUAUCGAAUUGUGGGGUCUUUUAAUGCUACUUUACCAAAUUGCUAUAUAUAUAUAUAUAUAUAUAUAUAUAUAUAUAUAUAUAUAUAUAUAUAUAUAUAUAUAUAUAUAUAUAUAUAUUACCGAUUUGGCCAUGAAAUUUGUUUGGUCGGAUAUGUCCCAUGCAAACAUCUUAGAUCUGUCACUGACUUUAGACCGUGUUCGGUUGCAUGGGAUUAGAGAGGAUUGGGGUAGAUUAAAUCUCUUUCUAUUCGAUUUUAAUUACCAAGUGAUUUAAUUCCUCUAAUCCCCUUCAAUCCCUUCAUAACCGAACAAGCAUUUACUGGGUAUGCUCCUGCGUCCUGCCCGAACUCUAACCCAACUUAAGUUGAUUGGCUAUUCGUAUCCGGUUCUGAUCUAAUCAAUAUUGAACUGUAUACAUGUGUUUUUCGUACUAACUUUGAUAUUUUUUUUCCUGAACACCAUUGGCUAUACAUUUGUACACCCAUGUACUAACUUUACUCGGACCGCGUAUGAACCCGCAAUGCUUCCUUGUCAAGGUCGCUACAUCAACAUGAGGCUCAACAAGGUGGAAGUGAACCUUAUAAGGCUGCUGGAGGCUGCUCCCUGGCAGCAAAAUCAGGCUAAACUACUCUAUUAUGUAACCACAGCCCGGGAGCUUUUGGAGCAGCUAGGAGCUGAGACUACACCAGAAGGGAUAUCAAGCAUUUCAAAAGCUAAGCUUUCUGAGUAUUCAGAAAAGAUUGAAGCACUAGCUUCUAGGCUUGCUGCUUCACUGCCUGAAAAUGAAAAGCCAAUUACUGAAAGCAGAGAUGAAAUCUCUUACGACGAAGCCAAGGCAGAAAGUCCAAUAUCUUUAUCAUCAGGACUACGAAGGAGAUCAACAGCCCAUGCUGAGGUUGGACCAAGUCAUCAUGAGAGAAAAGAAGAUAUUGGAGCACCUAUAAAAUUGGAUGCAGAAGCUCAGGCUCACAUUGAGAAGCAUAGGAAGCUUCAAGAAGAUUUGACUGAUGAAAUGGUCGAGUUAGCACGGCAACUGAAGGAAAGUAGCCUAAUGAUGAACCAAUCCGUGCAGGAGACAGAGAAGAUCCUUGAUUCUACCGAGAGGGCCGUCGAGCACAGCCUGGCAAGCGCGGGCCACGCAACCUCGCGAGCCGCGGAGGUGUACUCACUGGCUUCCAAGACUACGUGCUUCCAGUGGCUGCUAAUGUUUGUGAUGGCCUGCAUGUUUGUAAUGGUGGUUCUACUCAUAAGGAUCACUUGAUGAAGGAUGAGGGCUGUAGAGGGCACUCAAAUCUUUUGUCACCCUUGACUUUGUUUCAUAGGGAAUUUUUUGUGUUGAUGGUAUUUUCUCGACCAAGUGUCUCCAACCAAACAAGGCUGUAGUAUGUGAAACUGGGAGACGGCUGCCUGUACAGAGGCUUGGUGAUUGCUGUUUUUGGUUACAUGGGGAUUAGAGGUAAUUGAGGGAUAUAUAAUCGCUUGCUAUUUAAUUUUGAUCAGCAAGAGGUUAUGGC
Messenger RNA from Zea mays, 2117 nucleotides. The record is from RefSeq and is a predicted model, not a curated record. NCBI's taxonomy places the organism in Eukaryota, Viridiplantae, Streptophyta, Magnoliopsida, Poales, Poaceae.